Messenger RNA from Trichoderma asperellum CBS 433.97, 399 nucleotides. Lineage: Eukaryota; Fungi; Ascomycota; Sordariomycetes; Hypocreales; Hypocreaceae. The record is from RefSeq and is a predicted model, not a curated record.
AUGGUCCCCGAAGUUCAGUCGUUGCGGUACAGCUGCGUAUCAACAAACGGGCGUUCUCCUAUCUUUCUUUGGUCAUUAACAUCCUAUUUUCAACUUCUCGGUUCGCAAUUUUGUUUUCUAUUUUUAGGCCGAUGUAUCGAAGGGCAGCUUCUGGGGAAGUCGAUGAGAUUGGAGGCGAAGAGGCCAGUCUCUUGGUACAGUGAAACCGACAUUUGCCGUUUUUGGCAAUGGAGGCUAUCUGUGAAGUCUGCUUUUCGGCACAGGGGUUUGGAUGGCGGUGGCAGCAGGCUUGAUGCUACGCUUGGAAUUGGCUAUCACACUAUCAACAAGACAAUCAUCAUGAGUGAAAUGGCCCACGGUCAAGAGUUGUGUCAGGAGGAGACCGCUACUAUGGCUUAA